Messenger RNA from Schistocerca americana (American grasshopper), 2549 nucleotides. RefSeq names its product anaphase-promoting complex subunit 5 (gene ida). The record is from RefSeq and is a predicted model, not a curated record. The coding region runs from base 150 to 2480 and encodes 776 amino acids. Gene Ontology annotation, cellular component: anaphase-promoting complex. The transcript is spliced from 13 exons. Gene Ontology annotation, biological process: protein K11-linked ubiquitination; anaphase-promoting complex-dependent catabolic process; positive regulation of mitotic metaphase/anaphase transition. Lineage: Eukaryota; Metazoa; Arthropoda; Insecta; Orthoptera; Acrididae.
ACAUGUGUACAAUGUUACAACUAAAAUAAAUGGCGGUAUUUAGAAGUUAGUGGAGCUAUGACACUUGUUUGUGUAGGUGAUUACGAUUUUCACAUGUGUCAUUCCGAAAAUAGUCGUCUCUGGAAGAAAUCAUCAGUUGCUGUUGCAUCAUGUCAACUGCUAAAGACAUUUACAAUUUUAGUGCAAUACAAAAGAGAGGGAACACAGAGAGUAUCACACCGCAUAAAGUAGCCGUCGUGCUUCUGGUACGGGAGUUUUGUCUGCUGAAAGUAAAAGCUCGACCAGAGAGACUGAUGGAUGAAGGCAACUUUUACUCAGUGAAACCAUCCCACCGGAGAGACUUCUGCAUGUUAAUACUGAAACUGAUCCAGGGUCCUGAUCUGGAGCUGAAGGUUUUCAAAAAGCUACUCACAGAGGGGAGAUACUCACUACUUCCUUCACUUUAUCGGAGCUUUGAAAAUGAAUUACUGGAAAUUUACAAGAAGGGAGUUGGCAGCAUAUUAGAUUUAAUAAGUAGUGUAGGUCGGUUGAUGCUAGAACCUUCUGUUAUGAUGCCAAUUGUGAACAAGAGCAGUGUAAUUGGGCUUUACUUGAGACGCAUCAUAUUGCACUUUGAGAAACUUUCAUUCUCCCAGGUUGUAUCAGUCUACCAGGUGUUCAAGGAGUAUUGUCAAGGAGCAUUUUCUGGCCGACUGACUGCAGAAAGUAUAGACAGCUCUGUCUCUUGUCAGACAACUUUUGAUACUCCUGUGACCCCUCUCGGUACAAAAGGACCUAGAGCAAAUUUUGAGGACAUAAGCCUCAAGGAUAUUGGGUCCAUGAACAGUGUUUACUGGUCACGCAGACAAGCUGAGCUCUUCAUUGCACAGCAGGCAUCGCUUAUGCAGAAUAAUGAGACAGCAGCACUUUCCCCAUCUCGCCUGCAGGAACAGAUUAGAAAGCUACUGCAGACUAAUCCGGACUAUGCAGAAGCGCAUUAUUUGAGUUACCUGAACUGUGCCCGAGUGAAUGAAUUUUGUGGAGCUGUUGAUAGUUUGUUUCAUUGCUUUGACAGAAAUACCAAUACAAAUGAUAGCAAAACAAAUAACCAAGAUGAGAAAAACAGAGGAUUCAGAUUUGCUGCUCUGAAUUUAACCAUACUCUACGCACACUUUGGCUAUAGGAAAGAGGCACUGUCAGCACUAAAGGAAGCAAUUAUGUUAGCCCAGGAGGCUAAUGAUAAUAUUUGUCUGCAACAUGCUCUUGCAUGGCUCUACAAUUUGAGUGAUGAAAAUAAGGAUAUUUUAAUAGCACGAUCUAUAGCAAAAAGUAGUGACUUGUCUCUAAGUUACCUAACAUCACUUGGCAUCCAGUCAUUUGCCCAAUAUGCAGCAGUCACUGCUGGGAAACCCUCUUUGGUUUUUGAACUGCUCAUGAAAAGUGAUGUCCUGAACUAUCAACAUUCAAUCAUUGAUUUAAUAGCAAACAGCUAUGCACAGAAAGCUGGACUUUGGUGUCUUUAUGGUAAAACUGAAAUGACUCUAAUUUCAAGCCAGCUUCUUUUACAUCUGAAUAUGUCUCAUCCAGCCCAAGGCGUUCAGUCUUACAGUGGUGAAGGCACAUGUUUGGCAGUCUGCAAUGUCAUAAAUUUUCUCACAGAACAGGGAGAGUAUAAUGUUGCAACAUUACUACUCGAUUUUGCCCGUGAAAAUUUUCCGCAUGAGCCAAUAUCUCACGCAUGGAUAUUUUCAGAACAAAUUUUAACUUUCACACGAGCAAUGCACACAGGGAAAUGGCAGGAAGCUGAGCAGGCUGUUUCUCAAUUAGAAGCAGUAAAUAAAUGGGAAAGCAGACUAAGGAGGGCAGAACUCCUAGUUGCAAGAGGAGAUCUGCCAACAGCUAGCAGAUGGUUGUCACACGUACUAGAACAACCGCUACUAACAUCAGACUUUGAUGAGCCUCGUAGCUGCCCUGCACUCAAAGUUCGUGCAUUGAUACUGGCUGCUGAGCUGCAGCCACCAGCAACAGCCCUUUCUCUGUUGUCUCAAGCAGCUACAUCUGCACAAGUGCACUACCUGUCAUAUCAGUCUGCAAUCAUUGCUUUGCAUCUCGCUAAUCUCCAGUUGCAGAUGGCUUUGCCUUCUUUGGCACUUAAAUUAAUUGAUGAAGCACUACCAGUCGUUGUUGCUCACGGAGGUUGUUAUGACCAAGCCAGGGGUCUUCUGCUACAUGCCAAAUGUAAAAUAGCUUCAGCAGCCUCAAAGCCUCCUAGUGCACGGGAAGCUAUCCUUAACAAUGCAUUACAACAGCUACAUAAAGCACAAAAUGGAUUUUUCAAAAUAGAAGCAUACUCACGGAUGAAGGAUGUUGUAUAUCUGAAAGCCUUGCUGUAUAAUGAACUAGGUUAUGUUUCUGAAAGAAAAAAGUGUGCUCUCCAGUUCAGACAGCUGGAUGAACAGUAUCCAACAAAAGUUGCUACAACAUUGCUAACAAGACUGUAGUUGUUGUUGUAAAAUGUGGAGUGAUAUAGAUAUACAGUGCCUACUUGAGAAAUAUAAUGAAAAAAAGCA